Messenger RNA from Contarinia nasturtii (swede midge), 566 nucleotides. It is a transcript of the gene Apf, whose product is annotated as bis(5'-nucleosyl)-tetraphosphatase [asymmetrical]. Lineage: Eukaryota; Metazoa; Arthropoda; Insecta; Diptera; Cecidomyiidae. Gene Ontology annotation, biological process: AMP biosynthetic process; ATP biosynthetic process. Bases 62 to 490 code for a protein of 142 amino acids. The record is from RefSeq and is a predicted model, not a curated record. The transcript has 2 exons. Gene Ontology annotation, molecular function: bis(5'-nucleosyl)-tetraphosphatase (asymmetrical) activity.
CGAAAAAUCGUAUGUAAUCUCGUCAAAUGUCAAAACCAUAUCUAUUGGCAAUUAAAUAUUAAUGAUAAAAAUGAGGAAAAGAGCAGCCGGUUUUCUGAUUUUUCGACGAUUGAAUUCACAAAUCGAAUAUCUGCUGUUGAAAGCAUCAUAUGGAAAUUAUCACUGGACCCCACCCAAAGGCCAUGUAGAUCCAGGAGAAGAUGAUUUUACAACGGCAUUGCGUGAAACGCGAGAAGAAGCUGGCUACAGCGCAGACGAUUUAAAGAUAUACAAGGAUGAACAGAAGAUCCUAAAUUACAAAGUCAAAGGAAAAAAUAAGACUGUGGUUUACUGGCUUGCCGAGCUAAAAGACGGUCACAACAAUCCAACACUGUCGGAUGAACACACCGAAUUCCGUUGGCUGCCCAAGGAUGAAGCAAUUUCCUUGUCGGGCUACGCUGACUUUGCUCAAAUGGUUCAAUAUUUUCAUGAUAGAAUUGGAAAACUUUAGGUGCAACCAAAUACAAAUUAUGUUCACUAAUCCACAAUAAAUAAAUGCUCGAUGAUUUCGAUUAUUUUGUGAUAAA